AUGACAACAUUCAUCCUAUUCAUUGGUUUAUUCUGUUUAGCAGAAGCUCAAUCCUUUAAUUCGAAUCAGUGGUCGAAUCCGAGUAUGAACAGGUUCUACAACCCGCAAAACAAUCAAAACAAUCAAAACAAUCAAAGGGGCACAAAUGUGAGCCAAUUGAUUGUUGGGAGUCUGAUGCCGAUCGCAAAUGGUUUUGAUUUUGUUGGCUCUAGCUCGAUUAUUACUGACAAUGGCCAAUUGUUCAUUGUUGAUACGCCAAAUUCUGGAGACACCAAGAAUUUGAAUGUUAUGAUGCAAGGUCUCCAAAGUCGAGGCAUUCAGCCAUCACAAAUCAAUUACUUGAUCACCACACAUGGUCAUCCCGAUCAUUUCGGACAAGGGCAUCUUUUCACAAAUGCCAAGAAUCUAAUGGGUGGAUUCGAGAUUGCCGGAUCGGCUUUUACAACAACCCCUUUGCGACAAGAUAAAGACGCCUAUAAUUUGACACCGAAUAUCGAACUUUGGAACACGCCAGGGCACACAGCGCAAGAUGUUUCUCUCAUUGCUCACAAUACAGUUUGUUGCGGAACAGUGGCUGUUGUUGGUGAUCUCAUUCUCAGCGAUCAAGACGUGUUAAACUCGACUUUGUCCAUGUCUUUUGCUCAGGAACCGGUGAUAGCCAAAAUGAAUCGAAAUCGAGUGAUCUGUGCCUCUGAUUACAUCGUGCCGGGACAUGGGCCAAUGUUUAGAGUCACCGAUCAGAUGAGGCAAAUCGCUCAAUGCCAAGGAAGACUCUCUACUGAUGGU
This is a messenger RNA of Mesorhabditis belari, 786 nucleotides long. NCBI's taxonomy places the organism in Eukaryota, Metazoa, Nematoda, Chromadorea, Rhabditida, Rhabditidae. The record is from the annotation of a GenBank genome assembly.